Molecule: messenger RNA, 615 nt
Organism: Hibiscus syriacus
Lineage: Eukaryota; Viridiplantae; Streptophyta; Magnoliopsida; Malvales; Malvaceae
Product: probable inactive 2-oxoglutarate-dependent dioxygenase AOP2
Exons: 2
Coding region: 1-615 (204 amino acids)
Molecular function (GO): dioxygenase activity
Source: RefSeq, a predicted model, not a curated record
AUGGGGUUGGAAUCACAUAGAAAGCUUCCGGUUAUCAAUUUUUCUGAGAAGAAUUUAAAGCCUGGAUCAAGCGCUUGGACAUCAACUUGCAACGAUGUCCAGCGAGCUCUGGAGGAAUGCGGUUGCUUCGAAGCAAAAUUCGAGAAAAUGUCUCCCCAGGUUUACGAGGUAGCUUUCGCCGGAGCCGAAGAGUUGUUCGGUCUCCCAACCGAGGUAAAAAUGAAGAACACCAGCAAUAAACAACCCUACUUCGAAUACUUAGGACAAUACCAAUCUCUUCCACUCUAUGAAUCAUUGGCGAUUGACCAUCCAACAUCUUUCGAUGCAACUGCAAGUUUCACCAAUCUCAUGUGGCCUACCGGAAACGAUAGCUUUCGCAAAAAUACGAACAAUCUUCUUCGAUACUUCAAAUAUAAUGAGCCUAAGAUGGAGCAGAGUAAUGCAGGUUUGUUGCCCCAUGCAGACAAAACUUUGUUUUCGAUAAUUCAUCAAGGUAAAGUCAGUGGGUUGCAGCUGAAAUUGAAGGAUGAUCAAUGGGUUGAUGUUCCACCAUUGCCAACUUCUUUUUAUUGUCAUUGCUGGAGAAGCAUUGAUGGUCAGUACCCAAUUCCCUAA